Phaedon cochleariae (mustard beetle) is the source of this 1036-nucleotide messenger RNA. The record is from the annotation of a GenBank genome assembly. Lineage: Eukaryota; Metazoa; Arthropoda; Insecta; Coleoptera; Chrysomelidae.
CACGUACCUCACAUGACUUGAUAACUGAGAGCCAAACGUCUUAAUUUGUCAUAUAAAUGUCAUGUCGACUUGGCAUCAGCCUCUUACUGAAUUACCGUGAUAUGAUAUAAUCACAAAUUUGUUCGUGGAUUUAGGGGGUAAUGAAGAAACUAUUCUUGUGAGAUUUAGUGGGAAUUAAAAUUCACAGCUGAAAAAACGAGAUUCUGAAAAUUGAACAUGGCCUAUCCGAGACCUAAAGCUGCCACGCCAAGUAUCAAAGCUGAUUUCAAGCUCAUCAACUACCAGGAUUAUGAUGACUUUCUGCUCUCAUCAGGCACAACUCAAGAUAGAUGUUAUUUAGACAGUGAGGAAGUCACCCGGCAGUUUGCGGAAUUAGGCUACAGGAGUACUGGUGAAGCAAUAACUAGAGAAGAGUUCAAGAAACGUGUAGCAGCUGUCAACAGAUAUCUCAAUCCUCGAUAUGAACCAUUCGUGAUGGCCAGCGAAAGAUUGGAAAGCCAUUCAGAGCCAGUUUUAGUCGAGUUGGCAUUGAGAGAAAGAGCCAAUAGAGUUGGGAUUAUUUCGACGAUCAUCUUCUUAAGGUGCAUAGAAAAGGGAGUGGAAAUUUCUGGUUAUAUAGAUUAUGCACACCGGCUAGGGAGUGAAGAUUGGAAACCCAUUUUCACGGGACGAAAGAGAUUGAAGCCAACUGUCACUGAUCUGGGAUUCUACAACUGGCAGACUGGCAGAGUCAUCUCAAAUGAUUCGUUUUUUUACCGUGUGAAGUGUACCAAGCGACAUGGGUUGAUGUAUCAACACGUUUAUGAUAGGUUGAUGAUAAUGGUGGACCCGAAAUCUCCACCCGGAGAAAAUACCACGAAAAAAAAUAUCAAAUCCGAUACAUAUGAACAAGCCUAUCUUCUAGACCACGUUGUUAGACAGAGGAUCUGAAUAGAAGGUGGCUAUACUGACGAUGUUGAAUUUUAAGGUUGAACAAAAUUAUGUUUUAGUUCUAAGUAUGUUACUUUCAUGAAUAAACAAUUUGUAUUCAUGUUGA